AUUAUCAAAGUCCCAGAAUGAAGUGAAAGAGGCUUUCUUUCAUGCGCACACUAUUCUGCUCAUAGAAUAAAAUUCAUCCAACAAAAAAAAAAAAAAAAGACGAGAACCAAGUAGGCAUGGGCUAUGACAGGCUCGGACCAUCACAACAAGCGGGUUCAGAAACCGUUCAGAACCACCCAGAAACUGUCACGUCACUUCCAGAGACCCGAACCAAGAACAGCACGAAGCUGAUCCUCCUCUCCCUCGGGCUCCUCCUCGCCGCCGCCGUCUCCGUCGCGCUCUUCGCCGGACUCCGGGUCCUAUCGCCGGGUCGAGUCGACCCAAACCGGAAACCCACCCAGGCAAUUUCCCGGGUCUGCGGCAAGACCCUGUACCCGAGUCUCUGCGUAAGCUCGCUCCUCGAUUUCCCGGGCUCUCUCGCCGCCGGCGAAGAUGAGCUCGUCCACAUCUCAGUCAACAUGACCCUCCAGCGAUUCAGCAAAGCCCUCUAUGACUCGUCGGCGAUCUCCUCCGUUCAGAUGCCGCCACGUGUACGGUCCGCCUACGACGCCUGCCUCGAGCUCCUCGACGAUUCCGUCGACGACCUCUCUCGCGCCCUCUCCGGAGGCGGAUCCCACUCCGAUGUGUUGACAUGGCUCAGCUCCGCCAUGACCAACCACGACACCUGCACCGAGGGCUUCGACGAGAACGAGGGGUUCUCGGACAGCGGAGGCGUGAAGGGUCGGGUCGGCGGAGCGGUGAAGGACUUGUCGGAGCUGGUGAGCAACUGUCUGGCGAUAUUUUCCGGAAAAGUGGGAGAUCUGUCGGCAGUUCCGGUGGAGAACAGAAGAAGGAGAUUGCUUGAAACAGAGGAGGAGUUGGAGUUACCGAUAUGGUUGGGAAAGAGAGACAGAGAGCUUCUGAGUAUACCGGCGGCGAAGAUUCAGGCAGACAUUGUCGUGUCCAAAGACGGCACCGGCACUUGCAAGACCAUCGCCGAGGCCAUCAAGAAGGCGCCGGAGCAUAGUAGCCGUCGGAUCGUCAUCUACGUCAAAGCAGGAAGGUACGAGGAGGAGAAUCUAAAGGUGGGGAGGAAGAAGACGAACGUGAUGUUCAUCGGAGACGGAAAGGGCAAAACGGUCAUAACCGGCGGAAAAAGCAUCUCCGAUGACCUCACCACUUUCCACACCGCAUCUUUCGCUGCUACCGGAGCCGGGUUCAUUGCGAGGGACAUGACGUUCGAGAACUACGCCGGACCAGGCAAGCACCAGGCGGUGGCCCUCCGGGUCGGAGCCGACCACGCGGUGGUUUACCGAUGCAGCGUGAUCGGGUACCAAGACGCACUCUACAUCCAUUCGAACCGUCAGUUCUUCCGAGAAUGCGAUAUCUACGGUACAGUCGAUUUCAUAUUCGGGAACGCGGCCGUGGUUUUACAGAACUGCAGUAUCUACGCGCGAAAGCCAAUGCCUGGUCAGAAGAACACGAUCACGGCUCAGAACCGGAAGGAUCCGAACCAAAACACAGGGAUCUCGAUCCACGCCUGUCGGAUUCUUCCGACGUCGGACCUCGAGGCCUCGAAAGGAAGCUUUCCGACUUAUCUUGGACGGCCAUGGAAGCUGUACUCGAGAUCUGUGUACAUGAUGUCGUACAUGGGCGAUCACAUUCACCCACGUGGGUGGUUGGAGUGGAGCGGUGGGUUCGCGUUGGAUACGUUGUACUAUGGCGAGUACAUGAACCGUGGACCCGGGUCGGGUACGGGUCAACGGGUCAAGUGGCCGGGUUAUCGCGUCAUCACGUCGGCAUCUGAGGCAAGCAAGUUCACGGUGGCUCAGUUCAUCUCCGGCUCGGCGUGGUUGCCUUCUACCGGCGUAGCCUUCUUGGCCGGACUCACCCAAUAGGCAGAAUCUGUCAAAGCCUCUGUACCAUACAUACAUAUAUAUACACGUAUAUAGAAUUUCAAGAUUCAUAUAUAUAUAGAGAGCCCAAAAAAAAAAGAGGAAUGCAUAUUGAAUAAGUGUAAAAAUCAUGGUUCCUUCCUUCUUACAGUCCUUCAGAAUACUUGAAAGAUGCAUAUUGUACUUUUUGUCUGACACUGCAUUUAUAUGUAAGAAACAUAUAAAGAUGGGGAGUAUGUGAAGUCUUGUGAUUCAGAUUCUCUA
Messenger RNA from Tarenaya hassleriana, 2138 nucleotides. Its product is annotated as probable pectinesterase/pectinesterase inhibitor 61. NCBI's taxonomy places the organism in Eukaryota, Viridiplantae, Streptophyta, Magnoliopsida, Brassicales, Cleomaceae. Gene Ontology annotation, biological process: cell wall modification. Gene Ontology annotation, molecular function: pectinesterase activity; pectinesterase inhibitor activity. Bases 117 to 1877 code for a protein of 586 amino acids. The record is from RefSeq and is a predicted model, not a curated record. The transcript has 3 exons.